AUGCAUACUGGAGAGGCAACAACGUGGUACAGCAACAUUCCUCGAGACCACACCCGUUCCAUGCGAUUCAUAGGGGGACUUCCUGUGUCCUCAAUUAAUCAACUAUGGUCAAAGAGUGACUCUAUCGUUGGAGAUGGCAAGACGCCGAAAUCCUCUUCGGUACGUCAUAUCACAUACCAGUACCCAGGAGCCAUAGACCCUGAGGGCCAAGACCGGACCUUUGAUGUGACAUUCCCCCGUUCCAAUAAGACGAGAUCUCGAAACACAGACCUCACUACAUAUCCAUACUUCAUUCCUGACCACCUCCAGAAAAAAAGACCUUCUACCUCUCCUCAAUUCCCCCGACAACCCAUCCUCAAAAUCACCAUGCUCUCCCAGAAACCCCUCACAGUAACCCUCAUCGCCAUAUCCAGUGCACAAGCAAUAUGCAAUAACAGCAUGUACGAGAUUGAUUCAGGGACAUGCACCUGGAUAGGAUCUGCAUCAUUCUGCCCCCAGGACAUGGCAGACUAUUGCGAUACGAUGGAUACCCCCACGGGGGCAGUAAAUUUGUGGGCUACCACCCGAGUCUAUGAUAUAAAGGAUCUUCUUGAGCUGGGAUAUAUCACUCAAGAGUGUUAUGAUGACUAUGGGGGUAAUUGUUUGGAUGAUGGUUGGAAGACUCUUUGGUGCGAGGGGGCGUGGCCUCAGUGUUAG
This is a messenger RNA of Aspergillus costaricaensis CBS 115574, 696 nucleotides long. RefSeq lists its product as uncharacterized. Bases 1 to 696 code for a protein of 231 amino acids. NCBI's taxonomy places the organism in Eukaryota, Fungi, Ascomycota, Eurotiomycetes, Eurotiales, Aspergillaceae. The record is from RefSeq and is a predicted model, not a curated record. The transcript is spliced from 4 exons.